Molecule: messenger RNA, 3073 nt
Organism: Globicephala melas (long-finned pilot whale)
Lineage: Eukaryota; Metazoa; Chordata; Mammalia; Artiodactyla; Delphinidae
Gene: JPH4
Product: junctophilin 4
Biological process (GO): regulation of synaptic plasticity
Cellular component (GO): plasma membrane; endoplasmic reticulum membrane; junctional membrane complex
Source: RefSeq, a predicted model, not a curated record
UCCCCUCCCCUCAGCCUCACCCCACUCCCUGCCAGCAUCCCAGGGUUUCUUUCCACCCUGGGGGUCUCUGUGCCUCUCAUCCUCCUCUCUACUUGCCUCCUCCCUCAUCGCAGGUUGAGCAGGCACCCAUCCUUUUCUGCCCAGGCAUCCCCGCCCCCCAACGCUGUCACCGCCACUGUCUCUUCUUCCUCGUCUUCUCCUCUCCCCACCCUCUCCUCUCCUCUCUUCUCCCUGCCCCUUUAAAUCUGCCUGGCCCAGCCUCCCCCGUGAUGCUGGGAUGGAGCAAACAUUGAUUUGCGCUGGGAUGGAAUCAGAAUUUUGAUUUUUUUUUUCCUCUCCCAACCAUAAGAAGAAGAAAAUAAUAAAAACACCCCCUCUUGAUAGCCCCCUCUCUCUUCCCAUCCAGCUCCCAGCUCCUCUUCCUGACCUCCAUCCAAGGCAGAUUUUUUUCCCCUACACUAUUCUCAUCUCCCCCUACCCCUGCCACCACCUCGCGCGCCCCCCACUGCCUGCUCCUCCGGCUGGGGAGAGAGGGGACUCUCUCCUGCGGCUCCCCCACCUGGGCUCUCCGGGUUGGAGCAGUCUCUCCGGAAGGGGAGGGGGCUUGUCUUGCCUGGGCGAGGUGGGAGUGGAGGUGUCCUGCCAUGGAUGCUGUGCCUGGGAGGCAGCCUGAGCCCCAGUCCACAUGCCACUCAGGAUGAGGGUCCGGCCCUGCCUGCCCGCGCUGGGCGCCCCCUGCCUGGCCCCGGUCUAACUGCCCCCGCCCCCAGGCCUCGCCCGGCUCCCAGGCCCCCAGCCGGCUUCUCCAGCCCCAGGAUGCGCUGAGCCACCGGGGGGCUGAGGCCGCGCCAACUACAUGCAUGUCCCCCGGGGGCAAGUUCGACUUUGACGACGGGGGCUGCUACGUGGGGGGCUGGGAGGCGGGGCGGGCACAUGGCUACGGCGUGUGCACGGGGCCCGGCGCCCAGGGCGAGUACAGCGGCUGCUGGGCGCAGGGCUUCGAGUCACUGGGCGUCUUCACGGGGCCCGGCGGACACAGCUACCAGGGCCACUGGCAGCAGGGCAAGCGCGAAGGGCUGGGCGUGGAGCGCAAGAGCCGCUGGACGUACCGCGGCGAGUGGCUGGGCGGGCUGAAGGGGCGCAGCGGUGUGUGGGAGAGCGUGUCCGGCCUGCGCUACGCCGGGCUCUGGAAGGACGGCUUCCAGGACGGCUACGGCACCGAGACCUACUCCGACGGAGGCACCUACCAGGGCCAGUGGCAGGCUGGGAAGCGCCACGGCUACGGGGUGCGCCAGAGUGUGCCCUACCAUCAGGCGGCGCUGCUGCGCUCGCCCCGCCGCACCUCCCUGGACUCGGGCCACAGCGAUCCCCCGACGCCGCCCCCGCCCCUGCCCCUGACCGGCGACGAAGGAGGCAGCCCGGCCUCCGGCUCCCGGGGAGGCUUCGUGCUGGCCGGGCCUGGGGAUGCUGACAGCGCGGCCUGCCGAAAGCGCACCCCCGCGGCCGGCGGGUUCUUCCGCCGCUCGCUGCUGCUCAGCGGGCUUCGGGCGGGCGGGCGCCGAAGCUCCUUGGGCAGCAAGAGGGGCUCCCUGCGCAGCGAGGUGAGCAGCGAGGUGGGCAGCACGGGACCCCCAGGCUCCGAGGCCAGCGGGCCCCCGGCCCCGGCGCCGCCCGCCCUCAUCGAGGGCUCGGCCACUGAGGUGUAUGCGGGCGAAUGGCGCGCCGACCGGCGCAGCGGCUACGGCGUGAGCCAGCGCUCCAACGGGCUGCGCUACGAGGGCGAGUGGCUGGGCAACCGGCGGCACGGCUACGGGCGCACCACCCGCCCCGACGGCUCCCGCGAGGAGGGCAAGUACAAGCGCAACCGGCUGGUGCACGGGGGGCGCGUGCGCAGCCUUCUUCCUCUGGCCCUUCGGCGGGGCAAAGUCAAGGAGAAGGUGGACAGGGCCGUCGAGGGCGCCCGUCGAGCCGUGAGCGCUGCCCGCCAGCGCCAGGAGAUCGCCGCUGCCAGGGCAGCAGACGCCCUUCUAAAGGCAGUGGCAGCCAGCAGUGUCGCCGAGAAGGCUGUGGAGGCAGCUCGAAUGGCCAAACUGAUAGCCCAGGACCUGCAGCCCAUGUUGGAGGCCCCAGGCCGCAGACCCAGGCAGGACUCAGAAGGUUCUGACACAGAGCCCUUGGAUGAGGACAGCCCUGGGGUGUACGAGAAUGGACUGACCCCCUCAGAGGGCUCCCCUGAACUGCCCAGCAGCCCUGCCUCCUCCCGCCAACCCUGGCGACCCCCUGCCUGCCGGAGCCCACUGCCUUCUGGAGGGGACCGAGGUCCCUUCUCCAGCCCCAAAGCUUGGCCUGAGGAGUGGGGGGGCCCCGGUGAGCAGGCAGAAGAACUAGCUGGCUAUGAGGCAGAGGAUGAGGCUGGGCUGCAGGGACCAGAGCCCAGAGAUGGCUCCCCACUCCUCGGAGGCUGCAGCGACAGUUCCGGAAGUCUUCGAGAGGAGGAAGGGGAGGAUGAAGAGCCCUUGCUCCAGAUGAGGACCCCAGGGCGCUCGGAGCCGGAGCCCACAGCCUUGCCAGUCCUGAGGGGCCUGUCCUCGAGGGGUCCUGAAGCCGGGUGCCUGAUGGAAGAGGCUGAGGAGGCUGCUGCGUCCGAGAGGCCCGCCCAGCCGGGAGCUGCCAACCCGUUGGUGGUGGGAGCCGUGGCCCUCCUGGACCUCAGCCUGGCAUUCCUGUUCUCCCAGCUCCUCACCUGAGGCUCCUGCCUGGCCUAGUUCUGGCUUUGGUUUGCUGCCUCUUCACUCCUCUGACCUGCCUUUUUCUCUUUUCUUCCUCCUGGUUGUUUUUUCUCUUUUCUUUCUCUUCUCGCUUCCCUUUCUUUUCUGUCCCCCUCUGGUUUUCUCUCUUGUUUUUUCUUUCCCUCUCUCCUUUCAGAUUCUCUCAUCCCUCCUGGCUCUGUCUCCGUCCUCCUCACUCCCUUCCCCACCCACCUCUUCUCUCUCCCUUCUCUCCUCUCUCUAGAUUGUUUACAUAUGAAGGGCUUUUCUCGCUCAGAGUCGCUCUCUUCUCUGAGACACACAAU